AUGGAUAAUCUAGGAAGUGACAUGCUACUAGACUCCGACUACGACGAGAAGCGCCUGACCCCGAGCGAAGACACCGAUAACGUCGCCAUCAUAUCGCCAGACGACGCCGACAGCAUGGACGCCGACGCCGACCCCGAUCCCGCAUCUGAGCCCGCCCAACCCCUCGCCGACGACCACGACGCUAUGCUCGCCCGCUUCAUGCCGGCAUCGCCAGACUACGAGACAGAAGCUGAAGCCUGGCACACAUGGGACAUCGUCGACUGGACAAAGCAGCCCAAGCGGACACAUGGCCCAGUCUUCCACUGCGCUGGCCAUCCCUGGCGGGUGCUGUUCUUUCCAGCAGGUAAUUCCGCUUCGGAGAGUGUAUCCUUCUAUCUCGAACAGGGCUUUGAGGAGGAGAAGGGCCAGAAGCCGCCAGAGGACUGGUACGCAUGUGCCCAGUUCAUGCUGGUGCUGUCCAACCCCAACGACCCGUCAAUAUACAUUCAUCAUGAGGCGAACCAUAGAUUCACAGCAGACGAGGGCGACUGGGGCUUCACACGCUUCGCCGACAAGAAUCGCAUAUUUGCCUCCAAAUUCGACAACCACACACGGCCGCUCGUCGAAAAUGGCGUCGCUCGCAUGACCGCAUAUGUGCGCGUGCUGAAGGACCCCACUGGAGUGCUAUGGCACAAUUUCGUUAAUUACGACAGCAAGAAAGAGACUGGCAUGGUUGGUCUACGCAACCAGGGCGCCACGUGCUAUCUCAAUUCGCUGCUCCAGUCUCUAUACCUCACCGGUGCCUUCCGCAAAGCCGUCUACCAGAUUCCUACCGAGACCCAAGCCGAUCGAGAAGCAUCGGCUUCUGCAUACUGCCUACAGCGCUUAUUCUACCGUCUCCAGGCCGACUCAGUGGCCGUCGGCACGCAGGAGCUCACCCAUUCCUUUGGCUGGGAGAGCAGGCAAAUAUUCGAGCAGCAGGAUGUGCAGGAGCUUUCUCGAAUCUUGAUGGAGAAGCUGGAGGCGCGCAUGAAAGGCACAGAGGCGGAGAACGCACUCAAUAACAUGUUCGUGGGCAAGAUGAAAACAUACUUGAAGUGCAUCAACGUGGAAUACGAGUCGAGCCGGAUUGAGGACUUUUGGGACCUUCAGCUCAACGUCUCGGGAUGCAGGAGUCUCGAUGACAGUUUCCGAGAUUACAUCCAAGUGGAGACAUUGGAAGGCGACAACAAGUACGCGGCCGAGGGCUUUGGCCUGCAGGAUGCCAAGAAGGGUGUCAUUUUCGAGAGUUUCCCUAAUGUGCUGCAUCUCCAGCUCAAGCGAUUCGAGUACGAUUUCCAGCGGGAUGCGAUGAUGAAGGUCAACGACCGAUACGAAUUUCCAGAGGUCUUCGAUGCAUCGCCAUAUCUGGACGAGACUGCAGACAAGUCGGAACCAUAUGUCUACCAUCUACAUGGCGUGUUGGUGCACUCUGGAGACCUCAACGCUGGACACUACUAUGCUUUCCUGAAGCCCGAGAAGAACGGCCAAUUCUUCCGCUUUGACGACGAUCGAGUGACGCGCGCGACAAAGCGCGAAGCGAUCGACGACAACUUCGGUGGUGACUAUCAGAAUGCCAACGGCGUGGCGAAGGGCCAGAAUCCAUACACGCGCCAGUGGAGUACGAAGCGAUCGAACAACGCAUACAUGUUGGUCUACAUCCGCGAAAGCCGGUUAGACGAGAUUCUUCUGCCAGAUGAUCAAGUCAAGCCGCCCGAGCACCUCCCGGCCAAGAUCGCAGAAGAACGCGCGCUCGCAGAAAGGCGGAGAAAGGAGAGAGAAGAGGCGCAUCUCUACAUGACCGUUCAGGUGGCAUCGGAGGAGAACUUCAAGGCUUACCAAGGUGUAGAUCUGAUUCCGUGGUCGCCGGACAGUCCGGACGACCCAGCAGCGCCAAAGAGCCAUCGCAUUCUCAAGUCAACUACUGCUCGCGAGUUCACAGCCAUGAUGGCAAAGGAUCUCGGUGUUGACGUUGACCUUAUCCGGCCAUGGGUCAUGGUGAAUCGACAGAACGGCACGAUUCGGCCCGACCAGCCGCUGUCCUGGCCAGAUAUGACUUUGCAAGAAGCGUCUGACAAGUUCAGCACGCGUUCGGCAGGCUUCCGAGUUUUCAUUGAGCAAACGACACGCGACGAGGACGGACGUCCCAAAUGGCCCAGCGAGAGCGAUCAGCUGCCAACAGCACCCAUGGUGAAUGGUGCGCAACCGCACAGCAACAAGCCCAUCAUCCUCUUCCUGAAACACUUCGAUGUCGACAAGCAGCAACUUCAAGGCAUCGGCCACGUCUACAUGUAUCCGCUCGAGAAAGCCGUCGACCUUGUGCCUCACAUCAUGAACAUCAUGGGAUGGGAACCCGGCGUCGCGCUUGAGCUCUACGAAGAAAUCAAGCAAAACUAUAUCGAGCCGAUGAAGCCGAAGAAUACACUUGUGGCAUCGGAAAUCCAGGACGGAGACAUUAUCUGCUUCCAACGCUCGCUGACAGAAGCGGAGAUUGUGGCGAUGAGACAGACGAACCCGACCGCAUCAUUGAAAGCGGACCAGUUCUACGACUACCUGAUGAACCGACUCUUCGUCAACUUCACUCCGAAGACACUUGCCAAUCUCAGAUUGCGAAACGAGGAAGAUCAGCGAUUUUCCCUUGCUCUAUCAAAGAAGGACGGCUACGAUGUACUCGCCCGCAAAGUCGCAGAACACCUUUCAUCCAUCAACGAAACGCCCGUGGAUCCCUCACACAUUCGUUUUACGACCACGAAUAUCCAAUCAGGCAAGCCACGGACGGCGGUGAAGCGGCAGCAAGGAGCUACAGUGAACACCAUCCUUUUCGGCUCCACUGGCUACGGUGGAUACACGUAUGCGCCAACGCAAUCAGCAGAUCACCUCUUCUACGAAGUCCUGGACAUGAGUCUUACGGAUCUUGAACAGCGUAAGACGCUCAAGCUGACGUGGCUCUCCGAAGGCAUUACCAAAGAGGAGCCUGUCGAACUCCUCGUGCACAAGCAAUCCAACUUCAUUGCUGUCCUGGAAGUGAUGCAAAAGCAACUACAACUCCCCGAGGAUGUCGCGGUUCGAUUCUACGAGGUGCAUAGCAACAAGGUCUACAAAGUUUUGACGCCCACUCAAGGCAUAGUGACACUUAACGAUUUCAUGAGCCUUUAUGCAGAGAAGGUGCCAGAGGAAGAAAAAGAGCUUGAUCCGGCCAAAGGAGACCGCCUGCUCUCCUGCAUGCACUUCGAAAAGGAACCCUCAAAGUCACAUGGCAUACCAUUUGUCUUCCUCAUGAAGGAUGGCGAGGUCUUCAAGGAGACGAAAGAACGGUUAUCCAAGCGAACAGGCAUCAAAGGCAAGAACUUUGAGAAAGUCAGGUUUGCUGUGGUCAAGGGGGGCCAGAAUUACAGCAGACCUGUCUGGAUCGAUGACGAUGACAUUCUUUCCGAAAAAAUCGGCCCCGAAGAUCACCUUGGUCUCGAACAUCCUAACAGGAAUCGAAACAACUGGGUGCGUUAUGAGAGCUUGAAUAUCCGUUAGAAGCAACAUCUUUCUCGUGCUUGGCAUGCAUGCAUCAAUUCGGAUUUUGCGCAGCGAUACAGAAGGAAGGAAAAGCUGAAGGCAAGGACAAGGCCUUACAAUGGCAAGGCUCAAUGGCAUUAAGAUCGGGCGGGCGUGAAACUUUUUGCGGUGUCAUGCAUAAUGCAUCUCGUUGGAUUAUGAUGUACAGAUACCUCCUCUCGCAUGCGGCGUCAUGGAAGGAAAGAAAGGAGACAGCAGAGCAGCAGCAGCAGCCCGCCGAAGAAAUCUUCCUUCCAGUAGGACCUUUUGGUGGCUGGAUUUCUUUUCUAGAAGGUCUCAAUGUCAGCGCGCUUGCUUGC
Molecule: messenger RNA, 3884 nt
Organism: Pseudocercospora fijiensis CIRAD86
Lineage: Eukaryota; Fungi; Ascomycota; Dothideomycetes; Mycosphaerellales; Mycosphaerellaceae
Exons: 3
Coding region: 1-3543 (1180 amino acids)
Biological process (GO): protein deubiquitination; regulation of protein stability
Cellular component (GO): nucleus; cytosol
Molecular function (GO): protein binding; cysteine-type endopeptidase activity; cysteine-type deubiquitinase activity
Source: RefSeq, a predicted model, not a curated record